AAGAUGGCGGCGGGCUGCGAGUCACUGGCUGAUGUGUUUACUCGGCGGAGAGCUGCGCGGAAAAGUAGCGAGCGGUGCGAACGCGUCUCGGGAGUGCGAGCUAGCGGGAGCACGUCACCUCCACGCGACAGUCAGGGUCCAGUCUGCGGGCGAAACGCGUCCGAAACUCAGCUGUAGGUAGAGAUUGAAGCGUCCAGGGCGGCGGAAGAUGGGACUUUCUCAACUAGAACUCGCUGAAGCGGGGGAGAUAUCUACCCGCUCCGGUUAGCUUAACAUUAGCUUGUUUUUGGUUGCUGGAUCUAACUUGUUUCCCGAGUUGUUUUGGACACCCCCUCCCCGUGGUACAGGAGUGCGUUGAGUUGUGACGGGCGGUGAAGGGGGGUCCCACGUUUUCGAGCAUGGAUGGGACCCCAUCACCGGCGGGACCGAGCGUUACGCCCGCGCAGAGUCAGCCCCCGUCGGCGGCGGCCAGCGGAGUCGUCGGGGUCUUCUCCGAUGGAGCAGAUGGGAAACCUGCAGCUGCCGGUGUUGAAACUCUGAAUGGAGGCACCGUGGUGGUGAAGUGUCACGUCCCCGCCAGCAGCCCUCAGGCAGCUGUCACGCGUGUAAACAACGGACCUGUGUCUGCGGCAUCCGGUGCCAUUAUCCGGAAUACUUCUUCCCCCGUGACCUCCCCUGUAAUCCCCCCUCAGCCCAUCGUGAAAACUGCCCCCACGGUCACGCUUGUGAGGCCGCCUAUGCAAAUUCCCAGUAACGCCGCGCAGAGCGGAGGGAACCCCGCUCCAGCUGCGACGGCACCGGCCGGAUGUGUUGUCAACAAGUGGGACUCCACAAAGAUCGUGAUGCAGACUUCUGCUGCCACGACGGGCUCGAUCGUGAGGAGCCCGACUGUUCUGCAGAACCCGAGGAACUCGGUGCAGAUGGCGGCCGCUCCUAAUCCCGGGGUAGUACGAGCCAUUGCUCCGCAGGUGUUGGCCCCUCGACUCACUCAGCCCCAGGCAAAUGCCCCAAACAUCCAAAACAUCCAGCUCCCUCCAGGCAUGGUCCUGGUUCGGAGUGAGAGUGGACAACUGCUGAUGAUUCACCAGCAGACCUUGGCUCAGAUGCAGGCUCAGUCGCAGUCCCAAAGCGCCAUGACGCCACGACCUGCGGCCCCCACAAGCACUCCACCUGUCCAGCUCACUUCUCUACAGGCUCCAGGCGCGGCGUCGCUGCUGACUCGUUCCGUGGCCCCCACCACUAUCAUUAAACAAGGUGCCACAGCCCAGACCACUGUGACGCCCACCACCAAACUGCAGAGGCCACCCGUACUGCAGAACACCAUCAUGCUGGGAGGAACGGCCGCCACCCCGGGUCAGCCGCUAGGAACGUCCACCACUGUACAGCCUGGAUCUGCCGCAACAACUGUGACACAGAGGGCCGGGCCCCUCAGGGCCCCUGGGGCCUCCACUCCAAUAGCUAUCACAGCUGAGACACUUGAGAAUGUGAAGAAGUGUAGGAACUUUUUGUCCACGCUGAUCAAGCUGGCAUCCAGUGGAAAACAGUCCUCUGAGACCACAGCCAGUGUCAAGGAGCUGGUCAAACAACUGCUGGAAGCAAAGAUAGAGCCUGAAGAUUUCACCAGUAGAUUAUACAAAGAGCUGAACUCGUCGCCCCAGCCGUACCUUGUGCCUUUCCUGAAGAGAAGUCUCCCUGCACUGCGCCAGUUGACCCCAGACUCAGAGGCCUUCAUUCGGCAGAGCCUGCUGCCGCAGCCCAGCACUCAGCCCGCUGCCACAUCCUCCAAGGCCCUCACCGCUGUGGUGAUGCGACCUCCACUCUCCACCGCCACCACUGUAGCCACCAGCUCCACCGCGCCCAAAAACACAGUCGUGAGCCUCACUCAGACGCCUCAGAAAACAGGACUGCAACAGGGGACUAUAGUGAGGCCACAGGUGACGGGGGCUCAGUCUCCAAUGGUGACACUCCGAGGUCAGCCUCACAGCCGCAUCAUCGUGGGCCAGCCGCAGGUCGUCAAACAGCUGCAGACAGUUCCAGCUGUGAGGCCCAUGUUUGCUCCGGGGGCCAAAGGAGUGCAGGUGGUCAGUCAGAGCCUUCUCACUGCCGCUCAGAGGAACAAGCUGAUGGAAGCAGGAGCAGGAGCCUUCAGGGACGAUGAUGAUAUCAACGACGUGGCGUCCAUGGCAGGAGUCAACCUGUCGGAGGAGAGUGCCCGUAUCUUAGCAACCAACUCUGACCUUGUGGGUGCGGUGACUCGCUCCUGCAAGGACGAGGCCUUUCUCUCCACCGCCCCGCUCACCCGGAGAGCUCUCGAGAUCGCUAAGAAGUUUGGUGUCAGUGAGUUGGGCUCAGAUGUGAUCAACUUCAUCUCCCACGCUACGCAGCAGCGCCUGCAGAGCCUGCUGGAGAAGGUGUCCCUCGUGGCGCAGCAGAAGAACGUAACAUUCAAGGAGGAUGAGCGGCACGUGCAAGUCAGCGACGUGCGAACCCAGCUCCGGUACUUCGAGCAGCUGGAUCAGCUGGAGAAGCAGAGGAAGGAGGAGCAGGAGAGAGAGAUCCUCUUGAAGGCUGCCAAGUCUCGGUCACGACAAGAGGACCCCGAGCAGCUGAGACUUAAACAAAAGGCCAAAGAGAUGCAGCAGCAGGAGCUGGCUCAGAUCCGGCAGAGAGAAGCCAACCUCACGGCGCUGGCAGCCAUCGGCCCAAGGAAAAAACAAAAGAUGUACUCUCCUGUUCGAGGUGCCAGUGCAGAGGGCUCCGGGUCAGGGGCCUGCCAGCCCGCGGGCUCCGGUGGAGGCGGCUCCAGACAGUUUAUGCGACAGCGCAUCACCAGAGUCAACCUCAGGGACCUGCUCUUCUGCCUGGAGAAUGAAAGAGGGACCAGUCACUCACACCUACUCUAUAAAGGCUUCCUCAAAUAGCACCCGCAUUAGAGUGACGAGUCGAACUCCGUGGCAUUAAGGAAGCAGAGUUGACUGUCAGCUCAGACCCUCUCUGCUGGUACUUUGAUCACCCUCCGCAGAAUGUGGAGACGCGUGUGUCUGUGGGAAGUGAAUUAUCUGGAACGCCGAGGAGACGUCAACUUUCAAAAGCCUCUUCAGCUCUCAGCCCUUUUGUGUUUUCAGCACAGCGAUGGAGCAAAUAUUGAAACUUGGCCCUGAUUUCAGCGGGAGCCUCUCAGCUCGCUUUGCUCUUCAGAGACCAGUUGCACUCAGCCGCUCUUCCCUCAUGCACUGCCUCAUGCUGCACAGGAGGAGAAAAAGAAAAAAGUAUUUUACCGAACUGAGCUCUUCAGAUUUGAAAGCCUUGUCAGUGUCACUGCACUGACGUCUGGGUAGAAAUGAAUAAGUGGUUCCAUUUGAGAUUAACGUGCAACAUUCAGCUGCAGCACGAUAUCACUAAGCUGCAGUAAUUCAAACUUUCUCGACCACGACGACAUAAACACUCUGUUUAUUUACAUUUUUUUUAACAGAGGUUUUAAUUUAUCGCACGUUUAUACCUUGUGUUUAGUUUUUUUCAGUUUUAUUGCCUGUGGAUUGUUUCACACAGACUUUUUUUAACCCCUCAUGUCUUUUGCUGAGUUGCCUUGUUCAAAUGAAGCCAUAUGAAUUAGACUGUCGUUCAGAUCAUGUAUCUUCAUCUCUCCAUCAGCUCGUUCCAGAUUUGUCGGAUGCAUUCUUUAUUUUGUUGUUUUCUUUUUCUUUUGUGUGUGUCUUUGCUUGAUUGAAAACCGAAAUAAUAAUGUAUAUCAUGCGUCGUGCAGCAGUUUAAUCACACACGGUUACACAUGGUGUAAUCACAAGGUGUUGAUAUCUGUUGGUAUUUGAAUUGCGGUGUUUUCACUGUGGGAGAUCGUGAUUGUUUUUUUUAUUAUUAUUAUUUAGAUUCCAGCACAGUUACAACAAUGUUUACUUAUCAUCCCUGCUGAUCAUUUCCGAAGCCACCAUACUGAGUUUUCAGUUUUCCCCCCUACAGCCUUUUUCCAUUCAUUUCUUAAGUGAUUGCAGACAAUUAAACUUUCUGUUUUUAAUAUCCUGGUGCCAUUUAUUUAUAGAAGAUCCAAGAAUAAUGAACGGUGCACUUUAUGAAAAUAAUACUGAGGAUUUGGGUGUGUAUGCUUAUUCGAAAACUAAUAAUCAGAACUGUAAACCAAUAUUCCUGCCUUUUUUAUAAAUGUCACACAAAGAAAUUAAAAUCAAAAUGUUACAAUGUUAAGGUAACUUUUGGCUAAAGUGUAUCGGGGCAGGAUAUUAACUCAAUUCAGUUCUUUUCUGUUUGUACCAUUGGAAAUAUAUUAGACUUUGGUUAAUGUUACCUAAUAAAAUCAUGUAUGGUGGAAUCUGAAAGUGAUUUCAAGUUUCCACACUGUGUAGCUCGUGAUAUAAUAUGAAAUUUAAGAAAUGGAGUAUAGAUAAAUCCCAGUAACAUACUUUUGAUUGCAAUCCCUUUUAAGUGAAUCCCACAUUUUUCAGUGAAGCUGGAGCAUCUUCAUUUUCAUAUUUGAUUGGAUGACGGAGGUCACGUCGGGUGAAACAGGAGAACUGCACUUUGACACAUCAGUUUUCUAAGGACAUAAACUCAAUAACUUUCUAUAUUUCUAGCGCACAUAAUUCUAAUAAUAAUUUUGGGACUUUAUACCUUUUGUUGUUUAACAACAGUGUUUAUGGGCAGAUUUUAUUAGUGUAUAUACUUCAGUUUGCUAUUUGUAGAUUUAUCAGUUGCUAACUUUACAAUGAGAGGAUUUGGAGAGUUUUAAUACACGUUCAUUUGUCGAAUCAGACGAAUAAAUGAUGCUCUGUUGCCAAUAUCAUGUAAAUUUUGCACAGCCACUUGUUUAUAUGUAAAUAUCUGAUUUGCAAUUUUUUAAUGGAUUGAGAGAUAAUGAUCUCUAUUAAAAAAGAAAUAUCUUUA
Pleuronectes platessa (European plaice) is the source of this 4911-nucleotide messenger RNA. Its product is annotated as transcription initiation factor TFIID subunit 4. The record is from RefSeq and is a predicted model, not a curated record. Lineage: Eukaryota; Metazoa; Chordata; Actinopteri; Pleuronectiformes; Pleuronectidae. Gene Ontology annotation, molecular function: protein heterodimerization activity; RNA polymerase II general transcription initiation factor activity; DNA binding. Gene Ontology annotation, cellular component: transcription factor TFIID complex. Gene Ontology annotation, biological process: DNA-templated transcription; transcription initiation at RNA polymerase II promoter. The transcript has 15 exons. The coding region runs from base 399 to 2921 and encodes 840 amino acids.